AUGGGUUACCAAUUCCAGGUCCUCUACCCCAACGACGAGGGCUCCUCGUUCAAUCUGGACUACUACGUCAACAAACACAUGCCGAUGGUCAUGGAGAGAUGGGGCAAGUUCGGUCUGAAGGGGUACACCGUGACCGAGUACAAGCCCGGCGCGGACGGCGCGAAGCCCAAGUACAGCGCUGCGGGCUUCUUGUUCUGGGACACGGCAGAAGAUUUACAAGCCGCCCUGGCUUCACAGGAAGACUUGACCGCCAUCUUCGCCGACGUUCCAAACUACGCCAACGUCGAGCCCGUCGUCCUCUCUGGACCCGUCGUGGGGUCGAAGUAA
Exophiala spinifera is the source of this 327-nucleotide messenger RNA. RefSeq lists its product as uncharacterized. The record is from RefSeq and is a predicted model, not a curated record. NCBI's taxonomy places the organism in Eukaryota, Fungi, Ascomycota, Eurotiomycetes, Chaetothyriales, Herpotrichiellaceae. The coding region runs from base 1 to 327 and encodes 108 amino acids. The transcript has a single exon. Gene Ontology annotation, molecular function: oxidoreductase activity.